Messenger RNA from Exophiala bonariae, 1761 nucleotides. RefSeq lists its product as uncharacterized. The coding region runs from base 1 to 1761 and encodes 586 amino acids. The record is from RefSeq and is a predicted model, not a curated record. The transcript has a single exon. Gene Ontology annotation, molecular function: dipeptidyl-peptidase activity. NCBI's taxonomy places the organism in Eukaryota, Fungi, Ascomycota, Eurotiomycetes, Chaetothyriales, Herpotrichiellaceae.
AUGGCAGACGCUGCUAACGCUCACAAAAUGAUCAUCGAGCGAGAUGUCGCCAUUCCAAUGGGCGACGGUAAUAUCUUGCGAGGUGAUAUUUUCCGACCUAUCAAUUCCAACAACAACCCCUGCCCCGUUCUAGUGACUUACGGACCAUAUGGCAAGGGUGUUCCGUGGCGCGAUGGCUACAAGAUCCAAUGGAAACACAUGACAACAGCCCAUCCGGAUUUCCUCCCUGGAUCGUCGCGGGAAUACAUGGUCUGGGAAGUACCUGACCCGGAGAUCUGGACCGCCUGGGGAUAUGCCUGUCUGCGUGUGGAUUCACGUGGAUGUGGCCGUUCUCCUGGAUUUUUAGACAUAUACUCUCCUCAAGAAUCUCGCGACUACUACGACUGUAUUGAGUGGGUGGCGAAGCUGCCGUGGUGUUCAGGCAACGUCGGCACCAGUGGAAUUUCGUACUUUGCGACGUCCCAAUGGUUGGUUGCUGGAUUGAAGCCGCCGUCACUGAAGGCUAUGAUCCCUUGGGAGGGUUCGGCGGACUGGUACCGCGAUGUUUGCCAUCAUGGUGGGAUUCACAGUAAUGCAUUUAAGGCCAAUUGGUACGAGCGUCAGGUUCUGUCUAUACAAAACGGGAAUCCCAGGACCAUGGAUGAUCCUUGGCUAGGUGAGAGAGCGAGUGGACCAGCUACUUUGAGUGAAGCUCAAUUGUUGGCAAAUCAGAACUCUCCUCUCGAAAAUGAAUUCAACCGACCUCUAGAUGGUGCAUGGUAUAGGGACAGGUCGGCGAAGUGGGAUCAGGUGGAGGUGCCGUUUCUCAGCUGUGCAAACUGGGCAGGUCAUGGGCUGCAUCCUCGAGGAAAUUUCGAGGCCUUCGUGAAUGCGAAGAGCAAACAGAAAUGGCUGAGUGGUCACCCUGGUAAACACGAGGAAUGGUACUAUCUUGAUGAGGGAAUGGCAUUGCAACGGCAAUUCCUUGAUUAUUUUUUGAUGGGAAAGGACAACGGUUGGAAUCAGAUACCGCCUGUUAUCAUGAGAGAGAGGAGACCUUUCAACACAAAAUUCGAAACUGUCAGGUACGAAACUACAUGGCCAUUACCAAAGACCAAGUGGAUAAAGAUAUACUUUAACGCUGAGCAACAAGAUAAACCCGCGUUCAGCUGGGAUCCGGUUCUCAACGAGGCGACCAUCAGCUUCAAUGCGCUGAAAGGGUCCGUGACGUUUUACUCGGCCCCGCUGGAGCAAGAAAUCGAGAUCACAGGACCCAUGGCGGCAAAGCUUUUCGCCGCAUCGUCCACAACAGACAUGGAUUUGUUUGUCACUCUACAGGCAUUCUCACCCGAUGGCAGGGAAGUCGAUUUCGUGGGUACAGUCGAUCCCCAUACACCGCUCUCGCAAGGCUGGCUUAGAGCAUCGCACCGCAAGCUCGACCCGGAGAAAUCCCUCCCCUACCGACCGUACCUGGCACAUGACGAGCAGCAGCCUCUAACGCCAGGUCAAACCUACGAGCUUGACGUGGAAGUCCUACCCACUCACAUCAUCCUCCCUAAGGGAUAUCGCCUGGCGCUUCAAAUUGGAGGAAAGGAUUUUGAGCGCCCUGACCCUGAGCCCUCAGGCGUGGUGCCCGAGCUGGCAUGGCGCUCACGCGGCAGCGGUCCCUUCUUGCAUACCAACGAGCUCGAUCGUCCAAAGGAUAUUUUCGGUGGCAAGACGACGAUCGCGACUGGUGGACAGACCGGGUCAUACCUGUUGCUGCCUAUCAUCGAGAAGUGA